UCUUAAUCAAGCUCUCAUUUAACAUUGAAUAAAUUUUCUCAGAAAAUCAAGAAACAUGUCUUGCGCCGGCAGAAUUUUAAUUUAUGGAGGCAAAGGAGCUCUAGGUUCCUCCUGCGUUAGCCUGUUCAAGUCUAAAAAUUACUGGGUUGGAUCCAUUGAUCUGAUGCCAAAUGAACAAGCAGAUGCAAAUGUUGUGGUUAAACCAAGCGAGUCAUGGCUUAAUCAAGAAGACGAGGUCUUGAAAGGAGUAGAAAGCAUUAUAGGGGGCGAGAAACUGGACGCUGUUUUGUGUGUAGCAGGAGGAUGGGCCGGAGGAAAUGCAGCCUCUAAAGAAUUCAUCAAGAAUGCUGACAUGAUGUGGAAGCAGAGUGUUUGGACAAGCUCCAUAGCAGCAGCUCUGGCAGCUAAAUACCUGAAAGAAGGGGGAAUAAUCACCCUGCCUGGAGCUGCACCCUGUGUCGGUGGCACAGCAGGCAUGAUGGGAUAUGGAAUGGCCAAGGCAGCUGUACACCAGUUGGUCAAGAGUCUGGCCUCCAAAGGAAGUGGACUGCCUGCCAACAGCUCAGCAGUGGCUAUUCUACCAGUCACUCUUGAUACGCCAAUGAACAGGAAGUUCAUGUCAGAGGCUGACUUUACUACAUGGACUCCAUUAGAGUUUGUUGCAGAGUUGUUCUUUAAAUGGACUUCUGAUGGAUCCACUCGCCCAGAGAACGGGAGUCUGGCAUCUUUGCUAGCAAAGGGUUUUCGGUUUUUCUGUUCACUCCACUCCCGGGGUGUGGUGGACCGAAAAGACCUUGCUAGCAAAGAUGAUGAACAGGAGGCCCAAGGGCCAUUUUACUCACCUGUAUAUUACCUGCCUUGCCAGUUUAUUAGUUUUUGUGUAUCUUUUAAAUAUCAAAGCAGAGAGAAAAAGAAGGUGCAUGUGAUUGAGUCUCCAGAAAUAUGGGAGGAGUUCUGUCACAGAAUACUGAAGCAAAAUAUCAAAGUGAUAGGAUUGGACUGCGAGUGGGUCAGCCACGGAAAGCGUGCCCUGCCGGUGUCUCUGCUACAAGUGGCGACACCAAGAGGUGACUGUGGCCUAGUACGCCUGUCCAAAAUGUCGGAGGUCCCUGAGUCUCUUCAUCAGAUCAUGCAGGACCGCAGCAUCCUGAAAGUAGGCGUAGCAGUUGUUGAUGAUGGGAAAAAGCUUGGCAGGGAUUAUGGGAUAACAGUUCAAGGCUGUGUUGACCUGCGUUAUGUUUUAGCCCGUGUUCGGGGAAUUUUUAAUGUCAAGACUGAGAGUUUGAGGGAGAUAACCAAAGAGGUCUUAGAUGUUGUGAUAGAAAAGGAUGCUGCAGUUCGCCGUGGUAACUGGGAAGCCGAAACUUAUACAGAAGCUCAGAUAGAUUAUGCAGCAAAGGAUGCUUUGGUUGGAGUGGAUAUAUUUACACACCUAAUCAUGGCCAAAAUGGAAGGACAAAAAGUACAUAUAUCUGAAAAGGCUCUCAUGGAAAAUGAACUUGACCUACGAUUCUGGCCAACUGCCAGGUCCAUGUGCCAGGGGAUUGUGGACCUGCCCUACAAAUCACAAAUCGCUAGAAAUCAAAAAGAAGAAAACAAAACCAUGUCAAUGGAGACCAUGAGGUUUUCUCUUGAUAAAGAUGACCUGCAGAAUAAUGAUGAGGAUGAUGAUAAUAAUACUGAAGAUGCUGAAGGAUCUUCCUCCUUGACUGUCAAGGACAAGCGCGCGUACGUGGUCAGAAAGCGCCCCCUAUAUUAUAACUGUUUCCUGUUGGCUCCUGACGGACAGGAACUGUGUACUUGUGAUGUCAGAAAAGUUGAAUGGUACUUGGAGAAAGGAUUGGCAGUUAAGGUAAAAGAGGACCCUUUAACAGUGAAAUUGAACUUUGAACCUGGAGGUCGGCCGGAGGGUGAGGAUGAUUACUACCUCCAGCAAAAAGAUAACAUCUGUGUAGCGUGUGGCAGUGAAGAGAUGCUCAUCAAGAAACAGGUCGUUCCAAAGGAGUACAGAAGAUUUUUUCCUACUUCCUUGAAAGACCACUCGUCGCAUGACGUUCUUCUGCUCUGUGUACCAUGUCAUCGGAAAAGCACACAAUACGACAACGUGCUGCGAUACCAACUGGCCAAGGAGAGUGGGUACCCUAUUGAUAUGGGGUCAUCAGUCAAAGUUCACGCAGACAGAGACCUACAAAAGGUCAAAUCAGCAGCAAGGGCCUUAUUAUCUCCAAAGUCUGACCAAAUUCCAGUGGAGAGGAGGAAAGACCUUCAGCAGGUUGUCCUGGAUUUUUACGGAACCGAGGAGCUUUCAACAGAAAUUUUACAGGAUGCGGCGGAGAUGGAUUUCAGAACAAUUAACGAUGAGUUUUUUCCACACGGCAAGGGAGUGAUUCGACAUGUCAGAAAGAACGAAGGCAUCUACAACUUUGAGAGGCGUUGGAGACAGCACUUCCUGGACACCAUGAAACCCAAAUACCUACCGUCCAAGUGGUCUGUCGACCAUAAACAUGCUAGGACCGAAUUCUAUUCAUGAUUCAGGAAGUGAAUCUUAUUGAUUAUUGUUUGUUUUGAAAUUAAGGUUGCUUGCUAUAUCUUGAAAAACCGGUGGUUUCUCAGAUUAAAGAAAUUUAUUUGAUUAUUAAAGAUAUUGUAAUGUAUGAGAAGUAUACAAGACAAAUAGGUGUAAAAAUAUGCAAUUUGGAUGAACAAUAAAAAUUUUCAAUUUUAUUCAUUAAAUAUAAACAAAAGCCCUAUGUAGAUUCGAACUUGUGAUCUGCUGUUCACAAAACUGAUAUCUAAACCACUGAGCCGUGAUUAAAUACUCAACCAAAUUGAUUGAUACAAACAUUUUGUGAAAUUAUGUCUUAGAGAGUAUGUUUCGGUGUAGUGAGCUUCUUAAAAUGCAAGUAAAAGCAGUGUUCAAACCAUAAAAAUGCUAAUAUGUUCUUUGAUUUGUGUGUCAGUAUAUUAUCAUUUUGUUUUGUUUUUUAUUUUAAAGGUAAUGCAGGAUUAUAAAUAUCCUAGGACCUUCAUUUAUUCAUGAGUUAGGAGAUAUACCAUAUUGGUUUUUUUUUCAUUUUCAAAGUUAUUGCAGGUGAAAGCACUGAUCAAAACAUAAAACUACUAGAAUGUUCUUUUAUUCAUUAGUAAAUCAGAAUGGUUUUUUUUUUAAUUUUUAAAGUUGAUGCAGGUAAAAUCAGAAUAUUAAAAACUUACCAGGACCUUUUAUUCAUGAGUUAGGAAGUGUACCAUUCUUGGGUUUUUUUCCUCAUUUUUGAUGUCAAUGCAUGGGUAAAUGUUUAAAUUGGCGGUGAAAUUUUUUUUUCUGAUAAGAAUAAUUUUAUCAUAAUGAAGAAAGGUGAUGAGAUUUGUUACAUAUAUCAUUGUUCUGUGUACAGAAAUGUAUGUGUACAUUGUUUCAUUUUUUUUCCAGAGGGAAAAAAACAAAGUUUAAAAUAAAAUAUAAAUUGAAAAGAA
Messenger RNA from Magallana angulata, 3474 nucleotides. Its product is annotated as exonuclease 3'-5' domain-containing protein 2-like. The record is from RefSeq and is a predicted model, not a curated record. Gene Ontology annotation, molecular function: 6,7-dihydropteridine reductase activity; NADPH binding; nucleic acid binding. Lineage: Eukaryota; Metazoa; Mollusca; Bivalvia; Ostreida; Ostreidae. Gene Ontology annotation, cellular component: cytoplasm. Gene Ontology annotation, biological process: L-phenylalanine catabolic process; nucleobase-containing compound metabolic process; tetrahydrobiopterin biosynthetic process.